AUGCCUACUGAGGGUAUGAGCUUUAGACAGAUUGUUGAAUCCGUUUUUAACAAGUGUGGGAAGGACGAAGUACGCCUUUUUGCGGGUACUGCAAGGAGGAUAUGGUUGCGUAGGAAUGACUAUGUGCAUGGAGGCCUGUUUACCCACCCAACUGCUUUGUUACAAGGCGCUCUUCAUUCUAUGGAAGAAUUUUCCGAGAUUACUAAGCUGGAAGGUCCAAGACCCAGUCUCCUUGCUGUCACAGUGUCGAGGUGUUGGACUGCUCCAUGUCCUAGAUGGCUAAAGGUGAAUUGGGAUGCUUCUUUCCAACUCUCUUCGGGCAGGAUGGGUUUUGGGGCAGUGGUACGAGAUGAACAGGGGACGGUGAAAGCUGCUAUCAGCAAAACUAUGGUGGGACGUCUUGACCCGUCGGUAGCGGAAGGCAGGGCUUUGCUCGUGGCGAUAGGCCUGUGUAAGGAGAUGGGUUUCAGAGAUAUUCAAUUUGAAGGGGAUGCUCAAGUAGUGAUAAAUGCAGUAAACUCAGCGGAAACGGAUUGGAGCAGAAUAGGGCUCAUGGUCACAGAUAUUAAACGUGAGCUGGAGACUCUCUCACAAUGGAGGAUGCAGUUCGUGCCCAGGGGUAGCAAUGGAGUCGCCCAUAUUUUGUCGAAGGAGGCUACGACCAGUUUUUUAAAUAAGUGUUGGAUCAACGAGGUACCGGAUUGUAUUAAGGAUCUUGUCCUGCUGGAGAGCAGGGCUGUAUCUUUUGAUACUUAA
Corylus avellana is the source of this 756-nucleotide messenger RNA. RefSeq lists its product as uncharacterized. NCBI's taxonomy places the organism in Eukaryota, Viridiplantae, Streptophyta, Magnoliopsida, Fagales, Betulaceae. The record is from RefSeq and is a predicted model, not a curated record. Gene Ontology annotation, molecular function: RNA-DNA hybrid ribonuclease activity; nucleic acid binding.